AUGGCCUCCAUCAUCUUGAUGGUGCUUUGGACAGGGACCCUUGACCUGUCGGAGGAGAACUGGGAGUUUGACUGUGUGGAGUUCUAUGCAGGCAAGGGGAACUUGACUCGCAUGAUGCUGGCUGUGGCCUCGAUCCUGAAGUGUGCUCCACAACGGACAAUUCAUCUUCUCCUGCUGGUGACUGCUUUAGGCGGAGUGUGGGGGCUAGAACAGCCGAAUUCUAGCUGCUUGGGGUUCUAUCCAGCUUUCAGAGAGUUCCUGACAGUGAUAAUGGAAAGCCAUGGGUCGAGUGCUGUUACACGAGUUGCUUGGUGGAUGGGGCAUUACCUAGCUCCAACUCCCAAAAGGCAUUUUGCCUACAGCAACAGCAUGGCCAUGAACAAAUUGGAUAAAGGAGUUUUAUCUGGUUGGAAGAAACGUAAGAACAAGGCCAAUGUGAAAACGGCAGUCACCUAUAUAGACAAGAGUGGAAAGAAACGAUACAAGGGCACACCGGCUUUGCGCGCAACAGAGAUAUACCCCUUGCAGUUUGGAAGAGAGAUGGUUGACAUCUUCCCACAUCUGAUCGCCUCCGCUCGCGGCCAGCCCCGAUUGCCAGCAGUGAUCCCCGCCGCCGCUGCCUCAUUUCAAUCUUUGCCGUCGGAGGAUGCAUACAGCCUUGGAUUUGCAAAGCUUCAAACUACCUUUGACUACUUGAGACGGGGUAGGCACCUCCUUAUUCCAAAGGAGUGGGAGGGUCUGAUCCCAAAGCCUUCGUAA
Durusdinium trenchii is the source of this 759-nucleotide messenger RNA. The record is from the annotation of a GenBank genome assembly. Lineage: Eukaryota; Dinophyceae; Suessiales; Symbiodiniaceae.